Carassius auratus (goldfish) is the source of this 915-nucleotide messenger RNA. RefSeq names its product KH domain-containing, RNA-binding, signal transduction-associated protein 2-like. NCBI's taxonomy places the organism in Eukaryota, Metazoa, Chordata, Actinopteri, Cypriniformes, Cyprinidae. The transcript is spliced from 2 exons. Gene Ontology annotation, molecular function: RNA binding. The record is from RefSeq and is a predicted model, not a curated record. Bases 216 to 473 code for a protein of 85 amino acids.
UAACAGAUUCGGAGUCUGAGGUGGGAGGUUUCACAUGAGAGACUCGAGGACAUGGGUACAAUGCAUUGAUAUUUUCCACGUUGUGCGCGAAAAACACACGAUCCCUCCCCGGUAUUACGCAGUCUAUUUAAAAGCACCAUCCACACACCCCUUCCAUUUCUCUCCACUUUGGUCGUCUUACCUGCACUCGUGGUGUUCAGGAGAGGAAUCCAGUGAUGGAUCAGGAAAAGUACCUGCCAGAGCUCAUUGCCGAGAAGGACAGCUUGGACCCGUCGUUCGUGCACGCGAUGCGCCUUCUCGCUGAAGAGAUUGAAAAGUUUGAAGGAGACGAGUUGAGAAAAGAUGGCGAGGUGAAGAAAUACUUGGAUAUCAUCAGCAACAAAAACAUCAAACUGUCAGAGCGUGUGCUGAUCCCGGUGCAGCAGUAUCCUAAGGUAAGGCCUCAGUGCUCCAUACAACCUACAAAGUGGUGAUGACAUGCCGGCCAAAUCAACAUUAUAGUCAUGUGGAGAUCAGAGAAAAUCAAAAGCAAUUCAUCAGUUUUAUGGGAUUGCUGCGCGCGUGGCAAUGACUUAAUAUGUUUUGUAUCUGGCAGGAGCAAACUAGAUGGAGUCAGACUCUGAUUUGUGCUGCACUGCAGAUCUGCUGUUAUUUACACCUUAUAUUUCUGUCCUUGCUGAAAAGAUUCUUGCCUCUCUUAGGGUAGCAGGCACGCCACAUCUGUUUCUACCUGUUUUAACAUUAUUCUGACUCAUUUUGGAAUCAGGAAAUUAAUAUCUUACAUUUGUCCAUCCUCUUUUUUUUGCGUUUUACCAGCUGGCCUCUCAUGGAUCUGUCUCAGCACCAAUAGAGGCAUAAAACCAUUUUAUUUAGCAACACGUAUCAUUUUAUUGUCUGUUGGUUGAUUAAUCUUUC